AAUGGCGGGGGCGGGGCACGAUGCGGGUUGUGACUUGCAAACAUUAUUAGUGAGCUGAACAUGGCUACUGAUUUGUGACCUUUCUUCAUAGUACCAAGCUACGCACUACUAUCUGUACUAAGGAUGGUAAUAUUUAUUGUGUAUAUCCACAGGUAGGGGCAUAGAUUGUGAAAGUCUCUGAAGUAGGCCCCAUAGCUCACUGUCCUCAAUGGCUAACAUUGGGUCAUCACUGUUAUCGUGAUCGUCUGGCGGUGUUGCAAUGAUCGUGUGCGAUGACACUACACCACAUGACUGCUGCAGAAUAUAGACAAGGAUACGGAUAACACAGAAAAGUGCGUGCAUAAUAGUUGUGUUUGUAGAGGGGAAAAUUUGCCGUUGGUCACUUUGAGUUUUACUUUGGUGCAAGGCUUUCCGCAGGUCCAGUUCCUUACCUCCAAUGAUGCCAGCAAGCAACAUGGUUGCAAGUCUCAUUCACACAAUCACUGCGCAUUCAGGAGACAUCACUUGUCUUUCUUUUACACAUGACCGAUUGGCUACUGGCUCAGGUGAUAAAACUCUUCGGCUCUGGAGUCUUGAUGAUUUUUCUGAACAUCAGAGUUCCCCUUUGCUAGGCCACUCAUAUAACAUCCAUUGUUGUGUCUUUUCACCUUUUGGGUCAAUACUUGCAACAUGCUCCACUGAUGGCAAGCUAAUAUUAUGGGAUGUGAAAGCAUAUGAAAUCACUGCCAUUCUGCAGCACCCAAGCAAGAACAGCAUUCGUGUGUGUCGAUUCUCACCAGACUCAAGUCACAUUGUAUCAGGAAGUGAUGACAAUACCAUAUGCAUGUGGGAGGUAGCUACAAAGAAGUUGAUUAGGUCAUUUUCAGGCCAUGAAGAAUCUGUUGUGGCACUAGCUUACAGUCCUGAUAAUAAUUACCUAGUGUCUGGCAGCACCUAUGGUGACCUCCAUGUGUGGGACGCCUGCUUUGGACAUGGCCGAUACCUCUUUCUAGAGGUGGAAGGCCAUGACCUUGGGGUCACAUGCUGUGAAUUUUCACCUACUUAUGGCUCAGCAAGAAACCCACAGAGUGGAAUAGCCAAUUUUCUUCUGGCAACAAGCGGUAAAGACAAUUUGAUUAAACUGUGGAUUUUCACAGCACCGGUUGGCUCAGCAGAUGUUGUUCUUAAGUGUCACAAUACUUUGCCUGGACACUCGGACACGGUCACAUCCUGUGCCUUCAACCCCUCAGGAACUAUUCUUGCCUCUGGAUCUUUGGACAAGACUGUACGUUUGUGGGACCCAGUGAGAGGCAUACCUUUGUUCACCAUAGAUGCUCACAACAGGUUUGUCAGCUGCUGUGCUUUCUCUUUAGAUGGCAGACUGCUAGCCACAGGGUCCAUUGAUCGAACUGUUAAGAUUUGGAAGCUAACAGAUACCAGUCAUAUUAUGGAAGGUUUGAUGGGUUAUGAAGCUCCUGAGGAGGAUGUGAAACCGACAAGCUCUGCAAACCCUGUGUGUGCCAUGGAGAACUGGACUGUAGAUGAUGUGGUUGCUUGGCUUGCAACCUUUGGGCUGGAGCAGUAUCAAGACAGAUUCCGUGAAAAUAUCAUCGAUGGUUCUGAGUUGCUGGCUUUGACCUCCUCUGAUCUAGAGACAAUUCUUGGUGUUGCACCAUUGGGUCACAGAAACAAAAUUUUGAGAAACCGGGAGGUGAGCAAAAUGCAGAUGGUGCCCAAGUCUGAAGCAAAGGAGAUAAAGCUGCCAGACCUGAGCAGUCAUGAUGAGCUGCUUUGUCCCAUCACUCGGGAGAUUAUGAAAGAUCCAGUUAUUGCUGCAGAUGGGUAUACUUAUGACCGUAGCGCUAUCCAGGCCUGGCUGGAGAGUGGGAAAGAUCGCAGUCCUAUGACCAAUACAGUACUUGACCACAGAAGCCUCACCCCCAAUCGCACACUGAAGAUGGUCAUUGAAAGGUUCUUGGAGCAGAUGAAGUGAAUGGCCAGAAAUGAGGCCAGCAUUGUGUUCCUGCUGUGAGAUCUUCCCACAAACAUUACUUUAGGUGUUUAACCUACUUUGGCACUCCUUGCUCUCCUAGCACAAAUUUCUCUGGUGGGCAGUCAUGGCUUGGCAGAAGACAGCAUGCCUGAGGAUCCCAUCACAUAUCACUCUGUGUUGUGAAUCAGAAAUGGCAACAGUUGUUUAGGCAGCACAGUGUUAAUGUCUCAUUAAAGAAACUCAUGACCGCAGUUUGCUGCCAGGUUUUUACAAGAGACAGAGAAACGUGAAACAGUAAACAGUGUGGAAAAAUGAAACAGACUAUUGCAAAUGAAACAUCUUCCAGUCAUUAAAUACUGUUGACUAUAUGACAUGCAACAUGGAGAGUACUGACAAAAAAAUAAAUUAGCAUUAAUCCCCACUCAUCCCCCUCACACACCCAUAACAACCUCUUACGCAUGCACUCUGUCAAGCCUUGAUGAUGGACAGGUAUAAUGAACAAAAGAAUAAAACUCCUUUUUGCCCUAUCAGUUGAUACUUUGGGCACUCGAUAUCUGUGACCAGAGUAAAAUAACUCCAAGCAUGCAAAACGUUUUUCUAAAGAAAGUCAGGUCAGUUUCCCACAAUGGUGCAUCACGAGAACAAACGUCUUGUCUUACGAAGAGCAGUGCCAUAAAGCCCCGUGUGACCUCAUGAUUGUAGUACUAUGUGUGGAGGGCUGGGCAUCAGCAUGCCACCAUUAUUGAUCUUUUGUUCUAUGAACUGUGCUGAGCCUACAUAGACAGUGCAUGAUGCAGAUGUUGUGUAGCGCAGCACACUUUUUUUGGCCCAAAAAGAGCCCCACAUCUUACUUUGCACUUUGCUCUCACUCACAGUUCCUCCAGUCCCACUUUAUACACAGUCAUCACUGAAAAUACACAGUAAUAUAAUAGCUAUUACCGACUAUUGGCAAUAGUCAUUGGCAAUUUCUGGUUUUCUCACAUAUGAUUGUGACCACUGGGAAUAUUGCAUGGAGGUCUUAAACACAAGACUGUGACUGUUGGGAGUAUUACAUAGAGCUCUUACCACAAGACUGCGACCAUUGGAAUUAUUACACAGAGAUCUUAAGCACACAGACUUGAUCAUAGAGUUUGCAUCAGAGGGAAACAGAGGUCUGUGCCUUUCUAUUUGUUUUGCUCCUGUUCUGGAUUAUGUCAAAAGAUUUUAGCAAAUUGGUCUUUCAAAUUCACUGUGAUACUUUUUCAUUCUUAAUUUCAAUUUUUGUAACAACAGCAACAGCAAAAAAAUUAAUGCAGUCUUUUGAUAAUGUGAUAUUUUUUGUGUUUAUAUGAACAUCCAUCCAGACUUUUCGACAGUAGUGUCAUGGUCUAUGCAUUGGUUAUUGCAGAAAACUUGAAAAUAUUUAUAUUUCAAAUUGGAUUGUUUUCAAUUGUUUUGAUUUUAUAUAAUCUGAUUUUUUUCUUUUACAUUUGCUGAUUCUUUUGUAAAAUUCAGAUUUUAAGGUACAAACCUGAAAAAUAUUUUGAACUCUUUGUGCCUUCUAACAGCCACUCUUACCUUGUGUUCAUGUAGACCACUAUGUGUUUACUUGUUUUGGCGCCGGCCCUUAAAUGUUAGAUGUGUUCCUUUUCUGUAGCUCACACCAGUCACUAUAGUCAACAAUCCAUGAAGUUUUAUAGACCAUCUUUCAGCAAAGCAUUCCUAAUUCUUCUUGACAGCUGUAUCUCUCAAAAUUUUAAUGUUAAACGUUGUUCCUAUGAAUUUUUUGACAUAAAUCCUUUUUUAUAUCAUUUCUAUAAAGUUGGUGGUGUAAUUUUGUUGACCAGUAUGUUGGUGUUGAAAUGUUAUUUGGAGCAAGAAAAUAAAUUGCUAAUAAAUUGUUGUGGAAAUUUUUUUAAGGAUUAUAAUAUUCUUUUAUCCACUGACCAGAAUAACAGAUAAUUUUUGCCUAAUUGUGACAAGCAUGAAUGUAAAUUUCAUGUCUGUGUAGUCUUGAUAAUUUUUAUAUUUAAAAAUACUGUUGUGUCAAGAAACAACAAGUUGAUGUAAACAAUAAAAUGAUAAUUAGAAUGCAUUCAUUGUUAUUUUAGCUAUACAGACAUUUGUGUAAAACUGUUUGUUUGAAACAAAUAACUGCUAUGAUUAGCAUGUAAUGGUGCCAUUGUAUAUUUUAAUUUGUUGAUGAUGCUCAUUGGUAUCUUUCAUAAUGUCUAUUAUGGGUACAUUACGGUAUCUGUCUUUUAUUUGCAUGCUAUAAGGAGCAAUGGAUCCCUUUUCUUUCAUACUUUAUACAUUGAUAAUCUGUGAUGAUACCUUUACAUUUUCCAGUAGAAUAUGAAGACUUGUUGAUUAACUUUGUGGCUUAUGCAUGCAGCUAUCAUGUUAAACUGAUGGUUAUUUGUGUCUUGUAACAGCUCAUAAGACCGUUGAUUAUCUUGGAGGACACUAAUUUGUUUUCUUAUUGUGUGUAAAUGUAGCUCCAUUGAGAGACAUU
Pomacea canaliculata is the source of this 4466-nucleotide messenger RNA. Its product is annotated as WD repeat, SAM and U-box domain-containing protein 1-like. NCBI's taxonomy places the organism in Eukaryota, Metazoa, Mollusca, Gastropoda, Architaenioglossa, Ampullariidae. The record is from RefSeq and is a predicted model, not a curated record. Gene Ontology annotation, biological process: protein ubiquitination. Bases 437 to 1972 code for a protein of 511 amino acids. The transcript is spliced from 12 exons. Gene Ontology annotation, molecular function: protein binding; ubiquitin-protein transferase activity.